Phragmites australis (common reed) is the source of this 772-nucleotide messenger RNA. RefSeq lists its product as uncharacterized. The record is from RefSeq and is a predicted model, not a curated record. Bases 71 to 571 code for a protein of 166 amino acids. The transcript has a single exon. NCBI's taxonomy places the organism in Eukaryota, Viridiplantae, Streptophyta, Magnoliopsida, Poales, Poaceae.
UCAAGAAACCCAGCUGAACCCACACGCAGCGCCGCAGCGGUCGAACACCACCGACGACGACGACGACGACAUGGGCAACAGCCUGAGGUGCUGCCUGGCCUGCAUGAUCCCCUGCGGCGCCCUCGACGUCGUCCGCAUCGUGCACCUCAGCGGGCACGUAGACGAGUUCAGCGGCCCGGUCGCCGCGGCCUCCGUCCUCGCCGCGCACCCCAACCACACCCUCACCACCGCGUGGUCCCCAUCCGGCGCGCCAGGGUGCGCCUCCAGGAAGCUCGUCAUCGUGUCGCCCGACUCCGAGCUCAAGCGCGGCCGCAUCUACUUCCUCAUCCCCUCGGCCACCCUGCCGGCCGACAGGAGGACGAAGAAGGGCGGCUCCAAGAAGAGCAACAAGCGCCCGAGCCGCCACCACGCCAAGAGCGCCAAAGACACGGCGGAGCAGGACAACUACCUGAGGGAGCUGCUCUCCGAGAAGACCGCGUCGGGCGGCGGCCACCGGAGACGGCGCAGCGGCGCCCGGAUUGGCGUGUGGCGGCCGCAGCUCGAGAGCAUUGUGGAGGAGGCCUCGGAUUAGGGAGCUCGAAGAGCUCUCAUCUUUGGUUUCGCCGAUUCUUUUGGUUUUCUUUCUGAUCUGCCGAUGUGAAUACCACGAGAACGUGUUUCGCCUCUAGAUCCCCUGACGACACUGUAUUGCGAUGUCCAGGGUUGAGCGGUCUUUAGCUCGGGAGAUGAGGGGAAAGUUGAGACAAAAAAAUUUGUAAGAGCCCCAACCUGU